Messenger RNA from Lindgomyces ingoldianus, 1821 nucleotides. RefSeq names its product HET-domain-containing protein. Bases 1 to 1716 code for a protein of 571 amino acids. The transcript has 2 exons. The record is from RefSeq and is a predicted model, not a curated record. NCBI's taxonomy places the organism in Eukaryota, Fungi, Ascomycota, Dothideomycetes, Pleosporales, Lindgomycetaceae.
AUGGAUAUUUUCAAACACGAACCGAUCGAUCUUGAGGGGCCUGCUUUUCGGCUGCUACGACUUUUCAAAGGCAGCGAGGCCGAUAUUGAGUGCGAGCUCUUUCAAGCCUGGCUCCACGGCGACAGCGCUAUUUCGUACGAGGCUUUAUCAUAUACAUGGGGUGGCACUGAAAUGUCUGCAUCUGUGAAGAUAAAUGGCAGAACGCUUCAUGUCACUGAAAACCUGUACUUGGCGCUUCAAUACCUCCGUUCGCAAGAAACAGAUCGAAUUCUUUGGGUGGAUGCUAUUUGCAUUGACCAAUGUAACCAUCGAGAACGGGGACACCAGGUUCAACAAAUGGGGAAUAUAUAUUCUCAAGCUGAUCGGGUUGUUAUCUGGCUCGGCCCGGCGACACACGAUAUCAACGUUCUUAUGAACUCUCUAAAGCAACUAGAGGAAGAGAGCAUUAAGUAUGCUUGUAAGGACUGGAGCCUCACGGACAAGCGCUGGGUGGAUCUUUGGUCAUCAUUGCACCCUUUCCUAAUGAGUCAGCAUUGGGGUCUAGAAGUCCGGCAGCGUGCAGGCCUCGAGUUGCUCUUAGGACGGCCUUGGUUCAAGAGAGUAUGGAUCUUGCAAGAAGUCGCCAACGCGAAGAGGGCUGUAGUUUGCAGCGGCACCAAAUCUGUGUCAGCACGGAUCUUUGCCCUUGCCCCGUUGCUAAUGAACACCACCCCAGAGCCCCAUUGUCAAGCAGUCUUGGAUAUCAUGCCCGGCCCAUCAAGGAAAUAUUCUUGGUGGAGCCAAAAGCGGGAUCUUUAUACUCUUCUACGGAAGUUCAAGAGCAGCAAAGCAAGUGACCCACGGGACAUGAUUUAUGCCUUACUUGGCAUAUCUUCAGAUGCACAUAGCACCAAUAGACUUCGUGCAGAUUAUACCAAGGACCUCCAGCAAGUGGUUGUCGAUACCGCAUCAUUCUUCUUCGGUCGGUCUGACUUCACUUUCCAUACCGUGCCGGAACUCUUACAGCAUGGUACUUCCUUAAACAAUAAAUACCUCAUCAAGGUUGCAAAAUCACAAAAUGCGAGCAAUGUAGCGCACUUCCUCAUGUGGCGAGGAGACGAAGUCAAGGUCACAGCGGAGGUGGUCCGGGCCGCAGCAGAGAAUACAGAGAAUGGAAGAGAGGUAAUGGACUUUCUUCUCCAGAAGCGAGGAAGCGAAGUCAAGGUCACAGAGAGGAUAGUCAAAGCCGCAGCAAGGAACACGGGGAGCGGGAAAGAAGUGAUGAACUUUCUUCAUAAGCAGCGAGGAGAAGAGGUGGUUAGAGCCGCAGCACAGAGCGGAAAAGAAGCGAUGGAAUUUCUUCUUCAGCAGCGAGGGAGCAAAGUUAAGAUUACAGAGGAGGUGGUCAAGGCUGCAGCAAGGAGUUUAGUGGAAGGACAAGAAGUAAUAGACCUUCUUCUUCAGCAGCAACCAAAAGCUUGGGAGAUUACAGAAGGGCUUGUUACAGAACUAACAAAAUCAUUUAAUACUAGCUCUAUAGAAAUUCUUCUUCGGAAGCGAGGAAGCGAAAUUAGGGUUACAGAGGAGGUAGUCAAGGCCGCAGCAGGGAACACACAGAGCGGAAAAGAAAUAAUGGACCUUCUUCUUCAGCAGCGAGGAAGCGAAAUAAAGGUUACAGAGGAGGUGGUGAAGGGAAGACAAGUAAUGGACCUUCUUCUUCAGCGGCGAGGAAGCUAAAUUAAGGGUACAGAGGAGGUGAUCAAGGCCGCGGCAGGAAACACAGAGCGGGAAUGAAGUGAUACGUCUUUGUAGGGACACAGAGAAAAGGGGACGUAUAGCGUC